Molecule: messenger RNA, 1353 nt
Organism: Malassezia vespertilionis
Lineage: Eukaryota; Fungi; Basidiomycota; Malasseziomycetes; Malasseziales; Malasseziaceae
Product: ubiquitinyl hydrolase 1
Exons: 1
Coding region: 1-1353 (450 amino acids)
Biological process (GO): protein deubiquitination
Cellular component (GO): nucleus; cytosol
Molecular function (GO): cysteine-type endopeptidase activity; cysteine-type deubiquitinase activity
Source: RefSeq, a predicted model, not a curated record
AUGGUCGUGGUGCAGAAUGCAUGGGGCAAGCCCAAAGCAUGGGCCCCCCCGGCCAGGGCGCCCGCACCCAGCGCAACGCCCGUUGCUGAAAAGCGCACGACUUGGGCAGCGCCGCCCGCGAAGCAAGUCUUUUCGCUGGAGCAGCUGUACGCGGAUGCACACAAACAGUUUCACCCCAUUGUCACGACUCCCGUAGGUCUUGUGAACCAGGGCAACUCGUGUUUUGCGAGCGUGAUUUUGCAGAUGCUGGUGUACACACGACCCUUGUACCAUUUCCUAACGAGUUUGCAUAGAGAGGUGCCGCAAGAUUUGAGCAACUCGACGCCUCUUCUCGAAGCCAUCUUUCGGUUUCUGAGAGGCAUUCCCGAAGCGCCAGCGGAUCUCUCGCUCGCCUCUGCCCAGGAGCUCGACACUGCGCCUAUUUUGCCCGACUACAUCUUUGACGCCAUGCGCCUGCACAAACGCUUCGACCUUUUGCACCUUGGCCACCAAGAAGAUGCCGAGGAGUUUUUUUCCAUGGUGCUUAGCACACUGCAUGAUGAGUUGCUUUUGGUAUACCAGCGUGCGAUGCAGCGCCAGACGGGCCGUGCUACUGUGCAAAGCCCUGCACUUGCGGCCAGCGGCGUCGAUGCUCUUUGCGAGACGCGCGAGGCGCAGCGGCCACAGAGCCCCGAUGGCGAUACCUGGCUUGAGGUCGGACAAAAAGGCAAGACGAGCCUCACAAGAACGAGCGGGACAUUGGACGCUGAGUCGCCCAUCACACGCAUGUUUGACGGUAAACUGCGCAGUAUCCUGACGAUUCCCGGCUCAAAAACAAGCGUUGUGCUUGAACCGUGCCGGACAUUGCCGCUCGAUAUUCAGCCGCCGCAUGUGCAUGCCAUCAGCGAUGCACUGCGCAACACCGCAGUCCCAGAGGAGAUCAGCGGCGUGUGGUCGCCCGGCAGGAAUGCGUUUGUGGAAGCAACAAAGCAUGUGCUUCUGGAGCAGCUGCCGCCUGUGCUUGUUCUCCACUUGAAACGUUUUGUGUACGACGAGGUGGGCGGCGUGCAAAAGAGCUGCAAAAACAUUGCGUACCCACUCACGCUGGACAUGGCACCCGAAAUGAUGUCUGCGCUGCUGCGCACCACCGAAACAAAUUUGCAAUACACCCUCUUUGGCGUUGUAUACCACCAUGGGCGUCUUGCGACAGGGGGGCACUAUACCGUGGCAGUGAUGCGCCAGGACGGAUCUGGCUGGAUCCAUAUUGACGACACAUACGUCAGUCCUAUACCCACGGAAGAAGUAUUGCACCCACAGAAAAGCGCGCAGCUGGGCAGUGGCCAAGCGUACCUCUUGUUCUACCAUAGGCUGUAG